AGGUGUAGCGGUCCCUGGAGCGGCGGCGGCGGCUGAUAGAGCGGAUCAGAUGAAUGAGCUGCGGGGCUCACAGAGGACAGACGGCUGGAGAUGAGGGAGGAUGAACCGGCCGGAGCAGCAGCAUCAGCAUCAGCAUCAGCACCGUAUCCUCACACCGCCUGAGUCCCGGUUUGGACGAAAUAACGAGAAAAACGCCAAGAGGAGUCUCGUCAUCAGCCUGUAAAUCUCCGGUGAGCAUUCUCGGAGCUGCUGCGGUCCUGGAGGAGGACGGGACGUGAUGCUAAAACCCAGAGCGAGCACCGACUGUUGUUCUGCGUUGCCUACAGAAGCGGCGGAGAUGAAACUCCGUGUGGAAAGAAGAUGUCUGUCACCGCCGGGCAGCGGGAAACGGCUCACUCGCGGCGGUGAAACUCUCUAAUAUCAGUCGGUUGGAGGCUUAGCGGGCGGUACAGAGGAGCCAGUUCCUACCAGUGGAUUUAUGAGCAGCUGGACUGUAGAAAUUGAGGCUGAAUGCGAAGUUUUGUGAGGCAGCGGAGUGUUCACAGCGAGCUAACACCGAAUGGAUAAAGCUAGCGUAUUUAGAGACUAUGCGCUGUUUUAAAGAACAUUUUCCCUCUGCCGAUGUUUUCUCUGUGGAUUUAAAAGCGCAACUUCACCAGCUUAAUUUGGCUGUAAAUCACACUCCCUCUCCUGUCAGUCUGCUCCCGAGUUUAGCUCCAUAAUCCCGAGGAGUUUGGUUUGAUUUAGCUAACGGGUAGCAGCAGCGACUAGCGCCAGCGCUGCUGUGUGUUCUCGGUCAUCAUGCAUGCACCGACACGUCUGCUCGGAUGAAACCAACACCCAGCCAAAAAAAGAAAAAAGAUGAUGCACCCAAGGGCAUAACAACAACACACCGAGCCAUGUCGGACUGAGAGUAGCCAGAGUGGCUCCGCCGGCACAACGACCGACCAGAGCGGCUUUAAUCAGAGGGAUCAAGAGCUGAAGCUAACCUCCAGCAGCCUGUUCACACCGCCCUCCAGAGACCACCGACAGGAUCAUUUUCGACUCUGCUCAGCGACGAUAUCCAGCUAAAAUGGGAGAGCAGCCCAUCUUCAGUACUCGGGCCCACGUCUUCCAGAUCGACCCCAACACCAAGAAGAACUGGGUUCCUACAAGUAAACAUGCUGUCACCGUCUCUUACUUCUUUGACAGCACCAGGAAUGUGUAUCGAAUCAUCAGUCUGGAUGGAUCCAAGGCCAUCAUCAACAGCACCAUCACCCCCAACAUGACCUUCACCAAGACAUCGCAGAAGUUUGGCCAGUGGGCCGACAGCCGGGCCAACACCGUGUACGGCCUCGGCUUCUCGUCCGAGAGCCACCUGGUCAAGUUCGCAGAUAAGUUUGCUGAGUUCAAGGAGGCGGCCCGGUUAGCCAAGGAGAAAUCUCAGGAGAAGACGGAGCUCACCAGCACUCCCUCUCAGGAGUCGGCCCCCGGUGACCUGCAGUCACCUCUGACCUCAGAGAGCAUCAACGGUACCGACGACGAGAGAGUCGCACCAGAAGCUCCUCAGCUCCCUGAAGCCAGAGCAGAGCCUUCCCAGAAUGCACUGCCCUUCUCACACAGUUCAUCCAGCAUCAAUAAGCACUGGGAGGCAGAGCUGGCGGCGCUUAAAGGGAACAAUGCCAAACUGACGGCAGCUCUGCUCGAGUCCACAGCCAACGUCAAACAGUGGAAGCAGCAGCUGGCGGCCUAUCAAGAGGAGGCCGAGCGGCUACACAAACGGGUGACGGAGCUGGAGUGUGUCAGUGGCCAAACAACAGCGAUCAAGUCUCAAAAGACGGAGCUCAACCAAACAAUAGAAGAGCUGGAGAUGGCUUUGAAGGCCAAAGAGGAGGAGCUGGAGAGACUUAAAGCAGAGGUGGAGAGUGCCAAUGAGUUCAGGACCCAAAAAGACUCCCUGACACAGAAACUACAGGACACGGAGUCGAGGAACCAGACGCUGGAGGCCCAGCUGAGCGACCUGGAGCAGCGUCUGGAGAGCAGCCAGCUGGAGAGAGAAGCUUUUCGCAAGAGCCUCCGCUCUCUGCUGGAGCUGCUGGACAGCAAGAUCUUCGAGCUGAACGAGCUGCGGGACACGUUGGCCAAACUGCUGGAGGGCAGCUAGACACGGCAGCCGGAACGCAGCGCCCGCAUCUUUACUGCAUGUUUCACUACUCACCGUCACCGACACGACUUGAAUCCACUUCGUUUCCACUCAAGUUUACACUCGACUUUAUGCAUCAGCGGUACUCUUUGCUACGUCCAGAUCGUUUACAGCCAAGUGAAGCCUUCCCUCCGCUCCACUCUGGAAACUUUUCGCUCCGUCAGAAGUUUUGAUCAAAGACGACUUCGGCGGCUGCUCGGCUUUUCUCCCAUUUUACUGUUUUUUGGUUGUUGUUGUUUUUUUUUUUUUUUUUCCACUUUUUCAAGCACUAUUGUUUAUAAAAGUCGUCGUCAGCCAAAUGAACUCCUCCGCUCUGAGACUGAUUCCUGUUUCUGCUUUUGUGAGCUGAUGAUAGAGAGACUAAUGUGACUGUGAUCCAGACGGACUGCCAAACGAGGCCGGAGAGGACGUCAGUAUGUCUUAUAUUCUGAUACAAUAUAUGAGCAAUACAAAAAGGGAGCGUCAGAGGGUUACAAUAGACACUUUCACUCUCACUUUCAGGUAACUUUACUCCUCUCUCGGAUAGACCACGAGCGAGACGGGAUUUUCUUCAAUAGUCUUUCUUUCUAUACACUUUUUUAAAGAAUAUAACAUAGUGCACUUGUAAAAAUGGAGUUUGUGUGUGUGGGUGGAUUUUCUUUCCCCUCUUGUUUCUGUUGCGACUUGAAGUGCAAUGAUUGAAUCCUUUUUUUGUUCUUAAUUUAUUACUGAAAUUACCGACGGUUCAUUCUGAUGAAAGUUGUACAAAAAGCAAAAUGUCUUUAUUUACAUUUCACUUAAUCUUUUUUAUUGUCUGGUACGUGGGUGUUGAGGUAGUUUUGGGGGGUUUUUGGAGAAAAAAACUGGCAAUAUUUUUGAACUAUUUAUCAGAGGAGAGUGCAGCAGAGCGAUCGCAGGUUGGAUUUGCAGAGAAUUUUUUUUUUCUUUUGCCAAAUGACGUUUUCCUGUACAGAUCUGAACUUUUGCUGAUGUUGCCUUUGGUACAGAGAUGCAUCAAUGGUAGCUGACUAGCAGUACUUUUUCUUUUUUUUUCUUUUUUUUUUGUGGGAUUUCCUAUUGCCAAAAAUUAGAGGACUGCGAUACACCAGAAGAACACUAACUAAGGGCUUGUUGUUGGUACUUUUGGGAGACUUGCCGGUGACUUUAUCACGUUAGAAUAAUGAACGUCACAGCUGGAAAGGGAAAAAGAAUAUUUUAAAUGUCGAUUAUACCACAUGCUUAAAAACACAAAUUGUAAUUUUGAGUUUAUAGUAAAAGAAAACCAAAUGAA
This is a messenger RNA of Acanthochromis polyacanthus (spiny chromis), 3452 nucleotides long. RefSeq names its product homer protein homolog 1-like. The transcript has 9 exons. Bases 1073 to 2143 code for a protein of 356 amino acids. The record is from RefSeq and is a predicted model, not a curated record. Gene Ontology annotation, biological process: regulation of store-operated calcium entry; G protein-coupled glutamate receptor signaling pathway. Gene Ontology annotation, cellular component: dendrite; postsynaptic density; plasma membrane. Gene Ontology annotation, molecular function: G protein-coupled glutamate receptor binding. Lineage: Eukaryota; Metazoa; Chordata; Actinopteri; Pomacentridae.